CUCAACAAUCACAGGCAAGCGGCACACCAUCGUCAUCGUGUUAUAAACUUCUAGUCCCGCAAUGGAGCUCUCCUCAUCUCUGUCUACACUGCCACUAGCGCCAUGGUGGACCUCACGCAACACCCCGUAAAGGCCAUCUAUGGGCUCGGCGCCCUGGGCUUCGAGCUCGUGCGCUUCCCCAUCAUCCUCAUCAAGUUCCUCGUGCUCGGUCGCCAGCAUCCCAGCUGGACUCUUCGACAGGCUAUCACCGUACACGCAUUCUUCUCUGGAUUAUGGCACGUGUCCAAGGUGCAGGUUGCCACGCCGUUACCCCUGACACCGGAACAAGAAAAGGAACGCUUCGUAGUCAUCAAGCCGGCGAAGAAGGAUGCAUACAAGGGGCCAUUGAGAAGCAACGAGGACGUUGUGCCUGUGGAAAUCGGGGCGACGUGGUUUCCUGCGCCGUUGACCACAGGUAGCGAUAAGAACAUCAAGGUCGUUCUCCACAUACACGGCGGAGCUUUCGUUACGGGAGACGGACGUACAGCAGCCAGCGGACCCAUGGCAAAGAAACUUCUCAAACACACACCAGCCACGCACAUCUUCUGUCCGCAAUACCGCCUCUCCACCCUGCCCGUCUCGAGGACGUCGAACCCGUUCCCAGCCGCCCUCCAAGACAGUCUGACAUCAUACCUAUACCUCUUGAACGACCUCGAGAUCUCCCCAAAGAACAUUAUCCUCUCAGGAGACUCAGCAGGCGGCAACCUCGCUAUCGCACUCCUCCGCUACAUCUCUGACUACGGCUCCGAACUCGGUCUACCCGCCCCCUCCUGCGCGCUCCUCUGGUCACCAUGGACCAACCCCGCCGAUACCUCCGGCUCCUACGUCCACGACAACCGGAACUACGCUACAGACUACAUCUCGCCUCCCUUCACGGCAUGGGGCACAAGCGCGUAUGCGGGCGAGGGUGGGGACAAGGUCCUGUCGCAGCCUUACGUGUCGCAGAAGAACCGGACGUUCAAGACUAAAGUGCCCAUGUUCGUGAAUACGGGCGGCGGAGAGGUACUAUACUUUGAUAUUGUGGAGUGGGCGGAGAAGAUGAAGGCAGCAGGGAACGAUAUUCAGCUGGAUAUUGAGGAGCAUGUCCCACAUGACAUCCUUCUUCUUGGCCAUCUUCUAGGGUUUGAACAGGAGGCUGUGAACAUGGCUAAGCGGGCGGGUGAGUGGUUGAGGGGAAGGGUAUAAAAAGCAGGCACGAGACAAUCGCCACGAUGAUGCGAACGGCUCGUCGCGUGCAUCAUCGCGUGUACAAUCUACGUAGCACUAAAAAUGUUUCACAUUUUCAGGCACUCGUGCGAGGCUGACAGUCGCUCUGGCGAGCCAACCAUGAACCCGCAUGACACAAUUUGCUGUCUUUGUAUUGAAUCAAUCCGAAUUUUGUCGCAUGCAAUCGGUAAACGAUGGCACUGGCUUGUUGUAGGCUCAAUGAUGGUGGAGCCAUGCUCCUGUUGUUUGGGAUGUGCCUUGCGGCUCUUAUGGUCGGCACACGGACAGCGCC
Alternaria rosae is the source of this 1537-nucleotide messenger RNA. Its product is annotated as alpha/beta hydrolase fold-3 domain-containing protein. The transcript is spliced from 2 exons. Gene Ontology annotation, molecular function: hydrolase activity. NCBI's taxonomy places the organism in Eukaryota, Fungi, Ascomycota, Dothideomycetes, Pleosporales, Pleosporaceae. Bases 103 to 1224 code for a protein of 373 amino acids. The record is from RefSeq and is a predicted model, not a curated record.